This is a messenger RNA of Maudiozyma saulgeensis, 825 nucleotides long. The record is from the annotation of a GenBank genome assembly. Lineage: Eukaryota; Fungi; Ascomycota; Saccharomycetes; Saccharomycetales; Saccharomycetaceae.
AUGUCCGACAAAGAUUAUUCUAGUGGUGGUGAUGUGGAAAAUUCUUUAAAACCACAAGAAACUAUACCACAACCACAUAACAUGUCAAAUGACUCAAUUGGUAAAAUUUAUACUACGGGUGACAAUAAUGAAUAUAUGUAUAUUGGUAGACAAAAAUUUUUAAAAUCUGAUCUUUAUGAAGCAUUUGGUGGUACUUUGCAACCUGGUUUAGCUCCACCAUCAACACAUAAGUUUGCAAAUCCCGCUCCUUUAGGUCUUUCCGCUUUCGCUUUAACAACUUUUAUUCUUUCAAUGUUUAAUGCAAGAGCUCAAGGUAUUAAAACACCAAACGUUGUCGUUGGUUGCGCAAUUUUUUAUGGUGGUCUUGUUCAAUUAAUUGCAGGUAUUUGGGAAAUUGCUUUGGAAAAUACUUUUGGUGGUACCGCUUUAAGUUCUUAUGGUGGUUUUUGGUUAAGUUUUGGUGCAAUUCAUAUCCCAUGGUUUGGUAUUCUUGAUGCUUAUGAAGGUAAAGAAGAUCAAUUAGCAAAUGCUUUAGGGUUUUAUUUAUUAGGCUGGACAAUUUUUACAUUUGGUUUAACUGUUUGUACAAUGAAAUCUACUGUAAUGUUUUUCUCUUUAUUCUUUUUACUAAGCAUUGUAUUUUUAUUACUUUGUAUCGGUGAAUUUUCUGGUAAAAUUGGUGUCACGAGAGCAGGUGGUGUUAUUGGUGUUAUUGUUGCAUUUAUUGCUUGGUAUAACGCUUAUGCAGGUGUUUCAAAUAGACAAAAUUCUUAUCUAAUUAUUAAACCAAUGCAAUUACCAUCAACUGAAAGAGUUAUCUUUUAA